This is a messenger RNA of Lytechinus variegatus (green sea urchin), 3072 nucleotides long. RefSeq names its product N-alpha-acetyltransferase 15, NatA auxiliary subunit-like. The transcript has 19 exons. Gene Ontology annotation, biological process: N-terminal peptidyl-methionine acetylation. Bases 139 to 2796 code for a protein of 885 amino acids. Gene Ontology annotation, cellular component: NatA complex; cytoplasm. Lineage: Eukaryota; Metazoa; Echinodermata; Echinoidea; Temnopleuroida; Toxopneustidae. The record is from RefSeq and is a predicted model, not a curated record. Gene Ontology annotation, molecular function: protein-N-terminal amino-acid acetyltransferase activity; protein binding.
UCACACUUGACGGCCAUUUUUGUACAGAAAUCAUCGUGCGUACCACGAGGUGCGAUUGGUACUAAAACACUUCUGAAGCGUCCUAAAUAUCGUUUAAUUUAGGUGGACUUGUAGUUCAAAUGUGAAACGAUUGAAACCAUGCCUUCUUCGAAUCCUCUUCCUCCCAAGGAGAAUGCGCUCUUUAAGAGAAUACUGAAAUGCUAUGAACAGAAGCAGUACAAGAAUGGACUCAAGUUUUCCAAGCAAAUUCUGUCCAAUGCAAAGUUUGCCGAACACGGAGAAACCCUGUCAAUGAAAGGCCUCAUUCUGAAUUGCUUAGGCAAGAAAGAAGAAGCUCUAGAGCUGGUGAAGAGAGGCCUUCGGAAUGAUCUCAGGAGUCAUGUCUGCUGGCAUGUAUUUGGUUUAAUACAGCGAGCAGAGAGGAAAUAUGAUGAGGCUAUCAAAGCCUAUAGAAAUGCACUGAAAUGGGACAAGGAGAAUCUCCAGAUCCUACGGGACUUAUCAUUGCUUCAGAUUCAAAUGAGAGAUUUAGAAGGAUACAAGGAGACAAGAUAUCAGUUGCUUCAUUUGCGACCAGCUCAAAGAGCAUCCUGGAUUGGAUACGCUAUGGCCUUUCAUCUCUUGAAAGAGUAUGACACCUCGCUCAAUGUUCUAGAAGAAUUCAGAAAAACACAACAGGUGAAAUCGUAUGACUAUGAACAUAGUGAGUUUCUUCUCUAUAUGAAUCAAGUUAUGAGAGAAGCUGGUAUGCACGAAGAAGCACUGAAUCAUCUCAUUCAAUACCAACAACAGAUAUGUGAUCAAGUCUGUCUGCAAGAAACUAAAGCGGAUCUGCUGUUAAAGCUUGGCAAAGCAGACGAAGCAAGGCAGAUCUUUGAGCACCUCCUGGAGAGGAAUCCUGAGAAUUGGGCAUACUAUGAAGGCCUUGAGAGAAGUACCAAUGCAACUACCGAGGCUGAGAGAUUAGCCAUCUAUACUACUUACAUGGGCAAAUAUCCAAGGGCAGCAGCACCCAAGAGAUUGCCUCUCAAGUUUGUGACAGGUGAAGAGUUUGACAAGAUGCUAGAUGAAUACUUGAGGAAAAUGUUCAGGAAAGGGGUUCCUCCUGCCUUCACCAGUCUACGAGGACUCUACAAGGAGCCCGCUAAGGUCGCUGCAAUAGAAAGGAUGGUCCUUGGCUACAGGGAAUGCCUAGACUCCAUUGGAAGGUUUAGUAAAGAAGACCCUACAGAAGGAGAUUGUGAACCACCGACAGUACUUCUAUGGACAUUAUACUUUCUUGCUCAGCACUAUGAUCACUUAGGCAACUUGGAGAAGGCUUUUGAAUUCAUUAACAGGGCCAUUGAACACACCCCAACUCUCAUAGAACUCUUCAUUGCCAAAGCUAAAAUCUACAAGCAUGCAAGGGAUGCCAAGAAGGCUGUAGAAUGUCUUGAUGAAGCCCAGUCCUUGGACACGGCAGAUCGCUAUGUUAAUUACAAAUGUGCUAAGUAUAUGCUGAGAGCUAACAUGAUCAAGCAAGCAGAGGACAUGUGUAGCAAAUUUACACGAGAGGGUGUACCAGCUGUUGAAAACUUGAAUGAAAUGCAAUGUAUGUGGUUUCAAACGGAAUGCGCCCUCAGCUACCAGAGACAAGGCAUGUACGGCGAGGCUCUCAAGAAAUGCCAUGAAGUCGACAGGCAUUUUACCGAAAUAAUUGAAGACCAGUUUGACUUUCAUUCUUACUGUAUGAGGAAGAUGACGUUACGAGCCUACCUCAGCCUGUUGAGGUUAGAAGACGUUCUGAGAAAUCAUAGGUUCUACUUCAGAUGUGCAAAGAUAGCAAUAGAGGUGUAUCUCAGGUUACAUGACAAGCCACUGGCAGACUCUGAUGCAUCAGACGACAUUGACACAGCAAAUCUCACCCCUAAGGAACUGAAGAAGCUUCGGAGUAAGCAGAGAAGAGCGCAGAAGAAAGCUCAACAGCUCAAGGAAGAAGAGGAAAGGAACAAAGCUCAUGAGAAACAAGGAAAGAACAAGCAUGACCCUGACCUUGAUGGGCCAAAGGAAGAAGAACUAGUACCAGAUAAACUGGCAAGGAUUGAAGACCCACUGGAACAAGCUAUCUAUUUCUUGAAGCCAUUACAAACUUUAGCAGCUAACCUCAUAGAAACACACCUUAUGGCUUUUGAGAUCUACUACAGGAAAGACAAGCUGCUUCUGAUGCUACAAUCUAUCAAGAGAGCUUGCGCAGUGGACAGAUUGAAUCCCAAGCUACAUGAGUGUAUAGUUAAGUUUUGUAAAAAAGUGAAUGAGAGACUAGAGCAACAACAUGAAGCAGUGCGAACCAUUCUACAACAAGAAGUUCAGCUUCUACUUGAAGGUCAAGACAUUGUACAAUACAACAAGUCCUUUACAGAUUCUCACCUUUCAUCCCAAACACAUAGAAUAUCAGGUGCUCUAAGUAUGUACUUCCUCGAUCCUACCAAGAAGGAUGAAGCAAUCUCGUUAGCUACUCACCUAGGAGACAACCUUUCAAAUAGAAAUACUCAGAAUUGCAUCCGGGUCCUGGAGCUUCUCCAGUCGGACUUGAAGUGUGAAUCGAUGGCUUCCGAAUACAAGACACGAUGCCAUGAGCUGUUCCCUUAUGCAAGCGCUUUCCAACCACCAAAGAUGAACCACACCAUGGAGAACGAUGAUGAAAGUGUCGUCGAAGAAGAGAAGAUGAAUUCCAACGAUGGCUCACCCACUACCAACAACAUUUCCCCAAGGUCAAAUGACAUAGAGCUCUCCUGCAACUCAACAGGGGAUAACUGAUGUUCUAACUUAUCCUUGAUGCCAUGCUUGUCAAUUUAUUCACAUUAUCUUCUAGGAAGGGAAGACAUUCUUGAGGUGGUGUAUCACUGCUUGAGUGGUAUUUCAGAGAUGGUGUACUCUGAAAGCAUGUAGAUCAAGCUCCAUCAAUUUGUGAGAUUCUUGAUAAUGCCAUGCAAUACUGAGAAUGGUCUUUAUCUAGGUGGCUGUUUCAUGAAGCUGGUAAAUGAAGAGCCAAAUGUGAGCCUGAAAUUAUUUAUUCCUGGCAUUAAUCAACAG